AUGAGGUCGCAAUCUUCCAAUAGUAUAUUUUGCUACAUCAGUAGUGAGCUGCUGGCAGGCACACCCGAAGAGGAACACGCCAACAACCUGAUAGGCUUCCCACACCCAUGGGGGAAUUUCUCGGCCGAGCACCCUACGGGAAUACGUGCUGACGUGAUCUCGGAGUCGAAUCCAUUCUGUGAGACACAUCUGUGGAAGAAUGACAAAGAAAAUGAAUAA
Messenger RNA from Arctia plantaginis, 219 nucleotides. The record is from the annotation of a GenBank genome assembly. NCBI's taxonomy places the organism in Eukaryota, Metazoa, Arthropoda, Insecta, Lepidoptera, Erebidae.